GCCAGGAGGUUGCUUUCUUAAGGAGGAUCGGGGGCUAAGGCAGAACCCCUUUACUAGUCUUCCAAGUUCCGGAAACCCCCUGCCCUGACGGGACUGCAGGUGUGCUGAGAUGACCCUGGCAUGUCAGAACUGUGGGGCACCCUGGGUUUUCUAGGCAUUUGCAGGUGGACAGCUCCUCUUUUUCCUGGUGGAAUUGGGAAAGAGUCAUGAAUCAAACUGAUGCUCAUCGCCCACUAAACUGGACCAUUAGGAAGCUGUGCCAUGCUGCUUUUCUCCCAUCUGUCAGGCUUCUUAAGGCUCAGAAGUCCUGGAUAGAAAGAGCAUUUUAUAAGCGAGAAUGUGUUCACAUCAUACCCAGCACCAAAGACCCCCAUAGGUGUUGCUGUGGGCGUCUGAUAGGCCAGCAUGUCGGACUCACACCAAGUAUCUCCGUUAUUCAGAAUGAGAAAAAUGAAAGCCGCCUCUCUCGAAAUGACAUCCAGUCUGAGAAAUGGUCCAUCAGCAAGCACACCCAGCUCAGCCCUACAGAUGCUUUUGGGACAAUUGAGUUCCAAGGAGGAGGCCACUCCAAUAAAGCCAUGUAUGUGCGGGUGUCCUUUGACACAAAACCUGAUCUCCUUCUACACCUGAUGACCAAGGAAUGGCAACUUGAGCUCCCCAAACUCCUCAUCUCUGUUCAUGGAGGCCUCCAGAACUUUGAACUCCAGCCAAAACUCAAGCAAGUCUUUGGAAAAGGUCUCAUCAAGGCAGCCAUGACCACAGGAGCAUGGAUUUUCACAGGAGGAGUUAAUACAGGAGUUAUUCGACAUGUUGGAGAUGCUUUAAAGGAUCAUGCAUCAAAAUCUCGAGGGAAGAUAUGUACCAUAGGUAUUGCUCCCUGGGGAAUUGUAGAAAACCAGGAGGACCUGAUUGGUAAAGAUGUGGUCCGGCCAUACCAAACCAUGUCCAAUCCCAUGAGUAAACUCACAGUACUUAAUAGUAUGCACUCCCAUUUCAUUUUGGCUGAUAAUGGGACUACAGGAAAAUAUGGAGCAGAGGUGAAACUGCGGAGGCAGCUGGAAAAGCAUAUUUCACUUCAGAAGAUAAACACAAGAAUCGGCCAAGGAGUUCCUGUCGUGGCCCUCAUUGUGGAAGGAGGACCAAAUGUAAUCUCCAUUGUUUUGGAGUACCUUCGAGACACUCCUCCUGUUCCUGUUGUUGUCUGUGAUGGGAGUGGACGGGCAUCUGACAUCCUGGCAUUUGGGCAUAAAUAUUCAGAAGAAGGCGGCCUCAUUAAUGAAUCUUUGAGGGACCAAUUGCUAGUUACCAUCCAGAAAACGUUCACCUAUACCCGAACUCAAGCUCAGCAUCUUUUCAUAAUACUCAUGGAGUGCAUGAAGAAGAAGGAAUUGAUUACCGUAUUUCGAAUGGGAUCAGAAGGACAUCAGGACAUUGAUUUAGCAAUCCUGACAGCUUUACUCAAAGGAGCUAACGCCUCAGCCCCAGACCAACUGAGUUUAGCAUUAGCCUGGAACAGAGUAGACAUCGCUCGAAGCCAGAUCUUUAUUUACGGGCAACAGUGGCCGGUGGGGUCCCUGGAGCAAGCAAUGCUGGAUGCCCUAGUGCUGGACAGAGUGGAUUUUGUGAAAUUGCUCAUAGAGAAUGGAGUAAGCAUGCAUCGUUUUCUCACCAUCUCCAGACUAGAGGAAUUGUACAAUACGAGACAUGGACCAUCCAAUACUUUGUACCACUUGGUCAGGGAUGUCAAAAAGCGAGAAUAUCCAGGUUUCGGUUGGAUCUAUUUUAAGGGGAACCUGCCUCCAGAUUACCGGAUAAGUUUAAUCGACAUCGGCCUUGUGAUUGAAUACCUGAUGGGAGGAGCUUAUCGCUGCAACUAUACUCGAAAACGGUUCCGGACUCUCUACCACAAUCUGUUUGGACCCAAGAGGCCUAAAGCCUUGAAACUUCUAGGAAUGGAGGAUGAUGUUCCCCUGAGAAGAGGAAGAAAGACCACCAAAAAGCGAGAAGAAGAGGUGGACAUUGAUUUGGAUGACCCUGAGAUCAACCACUUCCCUUUCCCUUUCCACGAACUCAUGGUAUGGGCUGUCCUGAUGAAGCGGCAAAAGAUGGCCUUAUUCUUCUGGCAGCAUGGGGAAGAGGCCAUGGCCAAAGCACUGGUAGCCUGUAAGCUAUGCAAAGCUAUGGCUCAUGAGGCAUCAGAAAAUGAUAUGGUGGAUGACAUCUCCCAGGAGCUGAACCACAACUCCAGGGACUUCGGACAGUUGGCUGUGGAGCUGUUAGACCAGUCCUACAAGCAGGAUGAACAGCUGGCAAUGAAAUUACUGACCUACGAGCUGAAGAACUGGAGUAAUGCCACGUGCCUGCAGCUUGCAGUGGCUGCCAAGCACAGAGACUUCAUCGCUCACACCUGCAGCCAGAUGCUGCUGACGGAUAUGUGGAUGGGCCGACUUCGGAUGAGAAAGAAUUCAGGUCUCAAGGUAAUUCUAGGAAUUCUACUUCCUCCUUCAAUUCUCAGCUUGGAGUUCAAGAACAAAGAUGAUAUGCCUUACAUGUCUCAGGCCCAUGAGAUCCACCUUCAAGAGAAGGAGCCUGAGGAACCAGAGAAGACUGUGAAGGAAAAAGAUGAAGAGGACAUGGAGCUAACAGCAAUGCUGGGUCGAAGCAACGGGGAGUCAUCAAGGAAGAAGGAUGAAGAAGAAGUUCAGAGCAGGCACAGAUUAAUCCCCCUUGGAAGAAAAAUAUACGAAUUCUACAAUGCACCUAUUGUGAAGUUUUGGUUCUACACCCUGGCAUACAUUGGGUACCUGAUGCUCUUCAACUACAUCGUGUUAGUGAAGAUGGAACGCUGGCCUUCCACCCAGGAGUGGAUAGUCAUUUCCUAUAUAUUCACGUUGGGAAUAGAGAAGAUGAGAGAGAUUUUGAUGUCAGAGCCUGGGAAGCUAUUACAAAAGGUGAAAGUUUGGCUUCAAGAGUACUGGAAUGUCACAGACCUCAUAGCCAUCCUCCUAUUUUCUGUUGGGAUGAUCCUUCGUCUACAAGAUCAGCCAUUCCGAAGCGAUGGGAGGGUCAUAUACUGCGUUAACAUCAUUUACUGGUAUAUCCGCUUGUUAGACAUUUUCGGCGUGAACAAAUACUUGGGCCCUUACGUUAUGAUGAUUGGGAAAAUGAUGAUAGACAUGAUGUACUUUGUCAUCAUUAUGCUGGUGGUACUGAUGAGUUUUGGGGUGGCUAGGCAAGCCAUCCUCUUCCCCAAUGAGGAGCCUUCAUGGAAGCUGGCCAAGAAUAUUUUCUACAUGCCCUACUGGAUGAUUUAUGGGGAAGUGUUUGCAGACCAGAUAGACCCUCCCUGUGGACAAAAUGAAACCCGAGAGGAUGGCAAAAUAAUCCAGUUGCCUCCCUGCAAGACAGGAGCCUGGAUUGUGCCAGCCAUCAUGGCCUGUUACCUCUUAGUGGCAAAUAUCCUGCUGGUCAACCUCCUUAUUGCUGUCUUUAACAACACAUUUUUCGAAGUUAAAUCUAUAUCCAAUCAAGUGUGGAAGUUUCAGAGGUAUCAACUGAUCAUGACAUUUCAUGAAAGACCCGUCCUGCCACCACCCCUAAUUAUUUUCAGCCACAUGACCAUGAUAUUCCAGCACCUUUGUUGUCGAUGGCGGAAACAUGAGAGCGAUCCAGAUGAAAGAGACUACGGCUUAAAACUUUUCAUAACAGAUGAUGAGCUCAAGAAAGUCCAUGACUUUGAGGAGCAGUGCAUAGAGGAAUAUUUUAGAGAAAAGGAUGACAGAUUCAAUUCUUCUAAUGAUGAAAGGAUACGAGUGACAUCAGAAAGGGUGGAGAACAUGUCCAUGCGGCUGGAGGAAGUGAACGAGCGAGAACACUGCAUGAAGGCUUCCCUCCAAACUGUAGAUAUCCGGCUCGCUCAGCUGGAGGAGCUGAUAGGACGCAUGGCCACAGCGCUGGAGCGGCUUACUGGUCUGGAAAGGGCAGAGUCCAAUAAGAUUCGUUCCCGAACCUCCUCCGACUGUACGGACGCUGCCUACAUUGUUCGCCAGAGCAGCUUCAACAGCCAGGAAGGGAACACCUACAAGCUCCAAGAAAGUCUCGACCCUGCAGGUGAGGAGUCAAUGUCCCCAACCUCUCCAACCUUAAUGCCCCGUAUGCGAAGUCAUUCUUUCUAUUCCAUGAAUAUAAAAGACAAAAGUGGUAUAGAAAAGUUGGAAAGUAUUUUUAAAGAAAGGUCCCUGAGUCUACACCGAGCCACUAGCUCCCAUUCAGUAUCAAAAGAAACCAAGGCUGCUCCAGCCCCCGUAAGUACUUUGGCAAUCAUCCCUGACUCCAGAAGACCAUCAUCUUGUAUUGACAUCUAUGUCUCUGCCAUGGAUGAACUCCACUGUGACAUAGACCCUCUGGACAAUUCCAUGAAUAUCUUGGGGCUAGGAGAGACAAUCUUUCCAGCUCCAGCAGCAUCCACUGCCCCAUCAAGUAGUGCCUAUGCAACUCUCGCACCUGUGGACAGACCUCCAAGCCGGAGCAUGGAUUUUGAGGAUAUCACUUCAAUGGACAUAAGGUCUUUUUCUUCAGACUACACCCACCUCCCAGAGUGCCCAAACCCCUGGGAUGUGGACCCACCCUUGUAUCACACGAUAGAGCGGUCAAAAAGUAGCCGCUACCUGGCUACUACCCCUUUUCUUCUUGAGGAGGCCCCGAUUGUGAAAUCCCAUAGCUUUAUGUUCUCACCCCGGAGCUACUAUGCCAACUUUGGGGUACCCGUCAAAACAGCAGAAUACACAAGCAUUACAGACUGCAUAGACACCAGGUGUGUGAAUGCUCCUCAGGCAAUAGCUGACAGGGUGAUCUUCCCUGGAGACCCUGGAGACAAAGUGGAAGACUUGGCCAGCAGCCAUCCAGAGAGAGAAGCAGAACUGAGUCAUCCCAGCUCUGACAAUGAAGAAAAUGAAGCCAAAGACCGGAAGACACUUGCAUUACCCACCCAAGAGGGCAGUAACUCAGACAGAACCCUGUCCAACAACAUAGCCCUCCCAAAAAUCGAGAGAGCCAACAGCUACUCUGCAGAAGAGCCCAGCACACUCUACCCACACACCAGGAAAAGUUUCUCCAUCAGUGAUAAACUUGACAGACAACGCAAUACGACCAGUAAUACAUCCAGCCUCCGGCACCCCUUCCAGAGGAGUAAGUCCUCCAGGCCAGAAAGUAGAGGGGACAGCCUGUCCAUGAGGAGACUGUCUAGAACUGCUGCUUUCCACAGCUUUGAAAGCAAGCACAGUUAAAUUUUAGAUCUUCCUUCCUACACAGUGCAGGAGAGAUGAGACAUUAUCCCUGAGUCCCUCCAUCUUCUUGUACCCUAUUUUUAUCAGCUAAGCAAAAUUACAUCGCUCUGGGAGGGUUCUGUUUUAAAGCUCACUUCUGGGACACUGGUUGGGAAAACUCUGUGUCCCAAGGUCAAACACCCUGACCUCAAAUCAUGCCUUGAUUCCCAUUCAUAUCUGAGGGGAGAAGGAAGGAAGGGGGAAAUAAAAGAGCCUAGUAUUAGGUUUGGAUAAAGUCCUCCACCUUAUAUAGCUAUGAGCUGUGGGGAACAAAUGGGCACCAAGCUCAAUCACUGCUAGGAGGUGCCAUUUUGAUUUUUGGCUGUGAUCAAGCUUUUUAGGACACAGGGCUAAUUUUUUUUAAAUGAUGAAAUAAAAUAACCAGCAUACAAAUGAGCUAUUCUUUUUUUUUUUUAAUGAGCUAUUCUAAACUUCAAUUCUGUUUUCUUUUUACAUUGGUUCCGUCAUUGUGGUGAUUGAUGAAGAGCAUCCUUUUUGUUCUGUAUAAGCCGGCAGCAAGCAACCCUAACGUCCCACAUCCUUCACAUGUCAACACCUCUGUAAUUGAUCAUUAUAAAGAAACAAACAAGGUAACACUCCUAGUUCACCUGUCUCUUUUAUAUUCACUUCUGGUGCCACAACUGUUGAUCUUGUUUGAAGAAGGGGGAAAAGAGGAACAAGAAAUGCCUUUGUAUUUAGAUUGUAAUCUAAAUGAAAGAAGAAUUUAUGUGUGUAAAAAAAAUUGUCCAGCAAUUUGUUAUAUAAGUGGGCAUUCUAGUAGAGUUUGAGCGAGCUUGAGAUGAAUGUAAUUAAGUAAUUUAAUAUUAUAUAUUUAUUUUUUUAAUCACACUUGUCAUCAAUGAAUUUAUUCACAGAAUGGUACCAUGUUGAACAGUGGGCAGAAAGAGUUGAAACAGUGCCAUAAGUAAGAGGGUUAUCUUCUCACUGUUUGAUGUAAUUAACAUGUUCAGUUUGCUGCUAUACUUUUCUCAUCCUUCACAUCACCACCGUGUUUACUUGUUUUUUGCACAGCCCCAAAAUCACACUGCCAAUUUUUCACACCAUCCAUCAUGAUUGUUUUCUAUGUUAGGACAUGACUAUAUCUAAAUAUUUUCAUACCCACAGUUUUGCCAUCUGAUCGCAUCUCAGUGUAAAUUUAAUAGGAUUUUCUUAAGGGCUGUUAUAAUUUUUUUUGACAAUGGAUCCAGAUACCUUUUGGAGAUUGGGUUCAAAACAUUAAAUUAUCUUCAAGGUGAUAGGGGGUUGCAUAACAACCAAAAGCCAUCAGCUACAGUUCUGCUACAAAUAUUAUUCCUGCAAACACUUAUAGCAAAGCUACAGAAAGAUGCCAUAGACCAAAGUAUAAAGCAGAUGAACCAUUCAGAUAGUUAUAUGAGAAAUAUAUAUAUAAUAUAUUAUAUAUACAAACAGCAAAUAAGCACUGCAUAUAUAGGACAUUCUGUGAAGGUUAGAAAUUUCCCUGUGGCUUGGACUUUGCUCUUACUUUGGGUGUCUAAGGGAGAUAACCAAAGAUGGAGAGUUUCAUUUAUAUUUUGAGAUCAGAUGUUCAAAUUAAGAAACAUUUUUUUUAAAAAUGAAAGCUAGCUGUUUGUCAAUGAGAAUUAUGGAGCUACAUAGUGAAGAUUCAGUUUUCAUUACUCAGUGCUUCAGUCACACAUAGGGGCGUGGGGGGGAGAGACACAUAAGGCUAGACAGGCUAGAUAUGAUAUUGCCUCUAGGCAAUUGUCUCAACCAUGGCCAAAUGCCUACUGGACAUACCUUGUCUAGUUCUGUUGCAUAGCCAACAAGUUAUUUUUUUUCCAGAGUAUAGACUAAUAAAUGGUGUUAGGUGAGGCAAAGAUUUAACUAGACAUAAUCCAUCUAUCUUUUGCUUUCAAUGGAGUUUUCUACAUAAAAGCCUUCUGGUAGACUGUCCUUGUGUCAGUAACCCCUUAACUACCACACAAACACCUUACACUCCCCUCUAGUUCUGUACUGAUCAACAACGAGGAAGGAGGAAUGUUUGGAGAUAACCAAUCCUACCUAAAAGAUAUUUAAUUGUUAUACAGUGAUAUCGUUGUGAUAGGGAUCCUAGGCUGUGAUUUCAUUGGUUUAGGGAAAUUCCUGCUAAGAAAGUUCCCUCCACCAAAGCUGAAACUUAGAGUCUUAGAACAUCAAGAGGUUAAGUAACUCGCUCACAGUUACAUUAGCCAGUAUAUGUCAAAGGCAGGACUUGGUCCCAAGUCUAUGCUGCCUCUCAUGUAUGUAAUACAGCUUGGAAAUAUUUAACUUAGUGACAGGCCCCUUUAAUUUUCAGAGACCAGUGUUGAAACUUCAGCCAUAGAUGCCUGCAUCUUGGCUUUAUCAAAAGUAAUACCAAGUCACAGAAGUAAAACUUGAACCAGAGCUGUUCUAGAGUUUCACGUAUUACAUUUCAUAGCUUACCUUUUUGCUGGUUUGACUUCAUGAUCCUUGUGCCUUCAGGCUUAGAGAGUUUCAAACACUGGGCAGGUCCACCAAGAAUCCAGUAUCCCUAAGAGAGCCAAGGAAUGAUGAUAAAGUAAUCCUCUUCUGCCAGAAUACCAUGCAAGCUAUUAAGACAUCAUUCUAGCUCAGAACUGAAAUUUGAAGUAGGGGGGAAGGAAAUCACAACCAAAAACAGUAUUUCAUACUGUGAUUAUUUGUGGGAGGCAGAGGGAUACUAGAGGACAAGAAGGAAGGGGCCCCUAAAAUUAAAUGUAUCAUAGUGACCAAAAUUCUACCUGGUUCUUUGGUUUAGCUGUACAUUGAAGCCGAAUCCAAACUCACUCUGUGAGGUCUUUGGAACAAAAUAGACCUAAUGUCUUUAAAUACAACCUAUACAUUCUUGACUCGUUUUUUUCUCAUGUGCAUGUAUCAUUCCAGAAAUACAAAUUUUUUUUUAUCUUGUUCUUUCCAUCUCUGUUCUCCACACACCAAUACUGCAUUGAUCCCAUGUCUUGUCUAGUCUGGAUCCAGUUUGUUUAUAAUGCAAUGUCACUGAUCCAGGGGAUGUUUAUUACAUAUCUCUGUGAGUAGAGUUGAUCACAAGAAGCAGAUUGUAAAAAAAAAAAAAUAGUAUAAGCAAAGCAGUACAGAGCCCAGGGCCACAAAAGCUUUGGGUUAAGAAUCUGCUUCUAAGGUGCCAAUUUUUCUAUGCUGUUUUCUGUAUGUAAUGAUUUGUUAUGAAUCACUGUUUCUUUUCUUUUUAAUCUAAGAAUGUUUUAUGAAAAUGAUUGUGAUGUGUUCGUGGAUUAGCACACUUCAUCUUUACAGAUAAGACUGGUAUGUGCUUGAAGCAUUAACUCAUUAGAAAACCCCUCUUUGAUGAACUUUAGCUCAAGAGGGAACUCGCUGGGAAUCCUGUGAGUUGUUUGCCUAUUUCUCCAAGCCAAAAGCGAUGUAAGAGGUCAAAACACAGCACUUUACUCAACUGGAUUUUUACAAUCCAGGUUUAGAGGUCCAGGAUACUACUUAGCACUUUGAAAGUCCUCUCUUUUCAAAUAUAUAAAUCAAAUGUUUUUAAAGUGCUCAUGACAACGCAAAAAAAAAAAAGUUUUCUUCUGAUUGUUUCCCUAUUCCUUCUAAAAUAUGGUUUCUAUAGAUAACAUGAUGAUAAAUUCCAGGACAGUACUUUAUUCCACAUUCUGAGGCUAUACGGUCCACUCUUCUUAGUGAAUGCCAUGUGCUGUUAUAACUUCUCUAAUGACAAUAAAGAUUACCCAGUAGUCCAUCAUGUCCUAUCUAUAGCCGAUGCCAUAUGAUCUGUUAUACAAUCCUGUAUUACAAUACCUACAUAACCCAUGUAUAGCCCAAUAGUGUUGUGGCAUGUGGUUGUAUUAAUGAAUGUUACAGGACAGUUUCAAUAUUGCAUCAUCUCACUUAUUUGCAAAUCUGUAACGUUCAAUAAAGAAGCACAUGUUGCAAGGAAUACUCAUGGUCCAAAAGCCAUCUUCUUCACAUAUGCAUGGAAGAAUUGCCUUUUUUGUUCCCAUCUGUAAACUAUUUUAUGAUUCCCACAUUCUUCUGUACGGCUCCACUAUAAAUGUCUGUAUAAGCUGCUGUAUAUUCAUCUUCUAAUGAGCCACUGUGAGCUGUGAUUGGUGAGUUGUGACUGGACAAAAGAUGAUCUGGCAUGUUAUGGAAAAGGACCGUCUGAAACAAAUGAACUUAAGAUACUCUU
Phascolarctos cinereus (koala) is the source of this 9525-nucleotide messenger RNA. The record is from RefSeq and is a predicted model, not a curated record. Lineage: Eukaryota; Metazoa; Chordata; Mammalia; Diprotodontia; Phascolarctidae.